Molecule: messenger RNA, 1194 nt
Organism: Octopus sinensis (East Asian common octopus)
Lineage: Eukaryota; Metazoa; Mollusca; Cephalopoda; Octopoda; Octopodidae
Exons: 5
Coding region: 1-1194 (397 amino acids)
Source: RefSeq, a predicted model, not a curated record
AUGGAAAAUCACGAAAAACGGUGGCUUCAGUUAAAUCAGGAAUUUUUGGAGGCGGAAAGAAAAGUUCAAAGUUGCCAAAAAUUUGUUGAUUUAAACGUCGAAUAUGAUAAUAUGAUGCUCUGGAUUGACUCCAAAGUUAUUACUGCUCUGGUCAAUAUACAAGAACUCAACACCUCUGAAAACGCUGCUUACCUCAUUUCCGAAAUGGAGAGUUUGUACAAGGUCGGUAUUUAUUAUAUCGGGCAAAUAGAGAACUGUAAUUCCUCAGUUCAGAAAAUUGGACGUUUUCUCGAACAAGACCAUGAUUUUUCUUCUGAUUUGACCAAUCUUAAGACUAAAGGAAAUGAGAUCAAUGACGAACUUGAACAGCUCCAAUCUCAGAUCGAAGAUGUGAGUAAAUUUGUGGAAAAAGUUGCUGAUAAUUCCUCCCCUGAAGAAAAAUCCAAAUUAGCUGAGUCGAUAGAAGCACUGGAAUCUGAAAUGUCUAGAUUGGGAUUAUUAAAUCUAACUUUUGUUGAGAAUUUAAAGGCUUCUCUGGAAAAGUAUGAAAUCAUUAAGAAAUCGGAGUCAAAAUAUUCGUGGAUCGAAGAAAUGCGUGUUUUGUUAGCAAAGUUAAAAGAAGAUCGAGAUUUGUCGAAUAUAACCGAGGUUGAGAUCGUGCUUGAGGCUGCACACACUUAUUUGACUGAAAUUGAAGGUGAAAGCGAGUUAGUCGAAUCCUUGGUAUUUGCAAUCGACAAUUUAAAAACCAAAUUUGAUAACAUAACUUCCGCUGAACAGCUUCAAACUGAUUAUAAUUCUCUACUUUCUGAAUGCCAGGAUUUUUGCCAAUUUUUAAAUUCUCGUUUGGAUACGUUAAACUAUAAAAAUAAACUUUCUGUGAUCAAUUCAUGGAUUUCUCGGAGACGUGGAAAUUUCCGUUCAUUUACUACUGGAGAAGCGAUAUGUUGUAAUACUGACAAUUGUCGAGCACAGUUGAAACAGCUAGAAGGUCUUGAGAAAACGAUAAAUGAAAAAUCUGAUCAAAUUCAGCUGCUGAAGAAUUAUGACGAACUCAAAGCCGAAAUUGAAACCCUUAUUCAAACCUCGAGGAAACAGGCCGAAUCGCUCAACUUUGAGUUCGAACUUGCCGAUUUUCGGGCAUGGCUGGAAGAAAAACAAAUUUUAUUAAACGAUGAAUUUGUUUUGGUAUGA